Leguminivora glycinivorella is the source of this 639-nucleotide messenger RNA. RefSeq names its product ras-related and estrogen-regulated growth inhibitor. Gene Ontology annotation, molecular function: GTP binding; GTPase activity. The coding region runs from base 55 to 639 and encodes 194 amino acids. Lineage: Eukaryota; Metazoa; Arthropoda; Insecta; Lepidoptera; Tortricidae. The record is from RefSeq and is a predicted model, not a curated record. The transcript has 5 exons.
UUGAGCCAAAAAUGACAAGUGGGUUUGGCAAAUGGACAAUAGAAGAGAGGAGUCAUGAGCACGCCGUCGCCCAAGUCCUCUCUGGCCAAGCUGGGGCUGUACCCCAAGCCCAAGCCCUUCAAGAUCAUGGUGCUGGGACAGUCAGGCGUUGGGAAAUCUGCUUUAGUGGUGCGAUUCAUCACCCGGCGCUUCAUCGGGGAAUAUGAUCCCAAUUUGGAGAAGAUUUACGCGUUUCAAACAGUAAUUGACAACGAGAUGGUGUAUUUUGAAAUACUGGACUCGGCGGGGGACCCCCAUGAGAGCGAGUACACAAAUCUAGAGAGCAACAUCAGGUGGGCCGAGGCGUUCAUACUCAUGUACUCUGUGACGGACAAGUGCUCCUUCGACGAGUGCCAUCGGCUCAAGUUCCUGAUCAACUACAAUAAGAGGCGGCGGAGGAUCUCUUCAUCUAUGAAGGACAGCGUAUUGGAGACGCCAGUGGUCCUGGUGGGCAACAAGGUGGACCAGCCAGGGGACCGCAUGGUGAGCACGGAAGAGGGCCAGCGCCGCUGCAAGGAGAUCGGCUGCGUGUGCUUCCACGAGAUCUCCGUCCGAGAGAGCAUCGACCAGGAAAUGAAAUUCGCUCGGAACACGUGCUAA